Messenger RNA from Cyclopterus lumpus (lumpfish), 711 nucleotides. RefSeq names its product DNA topoisomerase 2-alpha-like. Gene Ontology annotation, biological process: resolution of meiotic recombination intermediates; sister chromatid segregation; DNA topological change. Gene Ontology annotation, molecular function: DNA binding; DNA topoisomerase type II (double strand cut, ATP-hydrolyzing) activity; ATP binding. The record is from RefSeq and is a predicted model, not a curated record. Gene Ontology annotation, cellular component: nucleus. NCBI's taxonomy places the organism in Eukaryota, Metazoa, Chordata, Actinopteri, Perciformes, Cyclopteridae.
AUGGGCGCCGCGCUGAGGAACUCCAGCUCAAAACAAGACAACUCAGGGUCAUGUGCAGGUCACGUGACCGCUGGAUUCGAUCUGAAUGCCCAAACUUUCCAUUUGGUGGGAACCAACAAGUUGAACCUCCUGCAGCCUCGGGGUCAGUUCGGAACCAGAUUGCAUGGCGGCAAGGACUCUGCCAGCCCUCGAUACAUCUUCACCAUGCUCAGCCCUUUGGCCCGCCUUCUUUUCCCAAUGGAUGACAACCUGCUCAAGUACAACGUUGAUGACAACCAGCGUGUGGAGCCGGAGUGGUACCUGCCCAUCAUCCCCACUGUGCUGGUGAACGGUGCCGAAGGUAUCGGCACAGCCUGGGCCAGCAAGAUCCCCAACUACGACGUACGAGAGAUCGUCGGCAACAUCCACCGUAUGCUCAACGGCGAUGAGCCUCGGCCCAUGCUUCCAAGCUACAAAGGCUUCAAAGGCACGAUUGAGCAGGUGAUGGACAACCAGUUCAUCAACACUGGAGAGGUGGCCAUCAUUGAUUCCACCACCAUUGAGAUCUCCGAGUUGCCUGUCAAAACCUGGACGCAGGUGUACAAGGAGAACGUGCUGGAGCCAAUGCUGAAUGGAACAGAGAAGGUCCCUCCUCUGAUCACAGACUACAAGGAAUACCACACCGACACCACUGCGAUUUAUCGUCAAGAUGACAACAGAGAAGCUGAGUGA